Messenger RNA from Lepus europaeus (European hare), 3639 nucleotides. RefSeq names its product ADAM metallopeptidase domain 22 (gene ADAM22). The record is from RefSeq and is a predicted model, not a curated record. Gene Ontology annotation, molecular function: metalloendopeptidase activity. Bases 1 to 2496 code for a protein of 831 amino acids. Gene Ontology annotation, cellular component: postsynaptic density membrane. The transcript has 29 exons. NCBI's taxonomy places the organism in Eukaryota, Metazoa, Chordata, Mammalia, Lagomorpha, Leporidae. Gene Ontology annotation, biological process: proteolysis.
AUGCGGGCGGCGGCGGGGCCCUUCCUGCUGCUCUGCGCCCUGGGGACCUGCCCCGUGGCGCGCUGCGGCCGGGCAGGGGACGCCUCGCUGGCGGGGCUGGAGAGGAGGAAGGAAAACCGCUUCCUGGAGCGCCAGAGCACCGUGCCCCUGCGCCUCGUCUACCGCGCGGGCGGCGGGGACGAAACUCGCCACGACGAGCUGGACACGCGGGUGCGGGGCCACCCCGGCGGCCGGCAGUUGACUCACGUUGACCAGGCGAGCUUCCAAGUUGAUGCCUUCGGAGCCUCCUUCGUCCUUGAUGUCAGGCUGAACCAUGAUUUGCUGUCUUCUGAGUACAUAGAGAGAUACAUUGACCAUGGAGGCAAGACUGUGGAAGUUGAAGGAGGAGAGCACUGUUACUACCAGGGCCAUGUCCGAGGAAACCCUGCCUCGUUCGUUGCCUUGUCGACAUGCCAUGGACUUCACGGGAUGUUCUAUGACGGGAACCACACAUAUCUCAUUGAGCCAGAAGAAAAUGAGACCUCCCAAGAGGAUUUUCAUUUCCAUUCGGUUUACAAGUCCAGGCUGUUUGAACUUCCCUUGGAUGAUCUUCCAUCGGAAUUCCAACAAGUAAACAUCAGUCUGCCAAAAGUUACUUUGAAGUCAAGACCAAAAAGGAGUGUGCGGCAGCUCCUUCGACAUCCUCGUAACGUGGAAGAGGAAACCAAAUACAUUGAGCUGAUGAUUGUGAAUGAUCAUCUUAUGUUCAAAAGACACCGGCUGUCUGUGGUACACACCAAUACCUAUGCAAAAUCUGUGGUGAACAUGGCAGACUUAAUAUAUAAAGACCAACUUAAGACAAGGAUAGUAUUGGUUGCCAUGGAAACCUGGGCGGCUGACAACAAGUUCGCCAUAUCUGAAAAUCCAUUGAUCACCCUACGUGAGUUUAUGAAAUACAGGAGGGAUUUUAUCAAGGAGAAAAGUGAUGCAGUGCACCUUUUUUCGGGAAGUCAAUUUGAAAGUAGCCGGAGCGGGGCAGCUUACAUUGGUGGGAUUUGCUCGCUGCUGAAAGGAGGCGGCGUGAAUGAAUAUGGGAAAACUGACCUAAUGGCGGUUACACUUGCUCAGUCAUUAGCCCAUAAUAUUGGUAUUAUCUCAGACAAAAGAAAAUUAGCAAGUGGUGAGUGUAAGUGUGAGGACACGUGGUUGGGAUGCAUCAUGGGCGACACUGGCUAUUAUCUUCCUAAAAAGUUCACCCAGUGUAAUGUCGAAGAGUACCAUGAUUUCCUAAAUAGUGGAGGCGGUGCCUGCCUUUUCAACAAGCCUUCUAAGCUUCUUGAUCCUCCAGAGUGCGGUAAUGGCUUCAUCGAAACUGGAGAGGAAUGUGACUGUGGGACCCCUGCAGAGUGUGUCCUUGAAGGGGCUGAGUGUUGCAAGAAAUGCACCUUGACCCAGGACUCCCAGUGCAGUGAUGGUCUCUGCUGUAAAAAGUGCAAGUUUCAGCCCAUGGGGACCGUAUGCCGAGAAGCCGUGAACGACUGUGAUAUCCGUGAAACAUGCUCGGGAAAUUCAAGCCAGUGUGCCCCUAACAUUCAUAAAAUGGAUGGAUAUCCAUGUGACGGUGUUCAGGGAAUUUGCUUUGGAGGGAGAUGUAAAACCAGGGAUAGACAAUGCAAAUACAUCUGGGGACAGAAGGUGAAGGCAUCAGACAAAUACUGUUACGAGAAACUGAACAUCGAAGGGACGGAGAAGGGUAACUGUGGGAAAGACAAAGACACAUGGAUUCAGUGCAACAAACGGGAUGUGCUUUGCGGUUACCUUUUGUGCACUAACGUCGGUAACAUCCCACGGCUUGGAGAACUCGAUGGUGAAAUCACGUCUACCGUGGUUGUGCAGCAGGGGAGGACGUUAAACUGCAGUGGCGGGCAUGUGAAGCUGGAAGAAGACGUGGAUCUUGGCUAUGUGGAGGAUGGGACACCAUGUGGUCCCCAAAUGAUGUGCUUAGAACACAGGUGCCUCCCUGUGGCGUCUUUCAACUUCAGCACUUGCUUAAGUAGUAAAGAAGGCACUGUCUGUUCAGGAAACGGAGUGUGCAGUAACGAGCUGAAGUGUGUGUGUAACAGGCACUGGACAGGUGCUGACUGUAACACUUAUUUCCCUCACAAUGAUGACACAAAGGCUGGGAUCACUCUGUCUGGUAAUGGUGUAGCUGGCACCAAUAUCAUAAUAGGCAUAAUAGCUGGCACCAUUUUAGUGCUGGCCCUCAUAUUAGGAAUAACUGCAUGGGGAUAUAAAAACUAUCGAGAACAGAGGUCCAAUGGGCUCUCUCACUCAUGGAGUGAAAGGAUUCCAGACACAAAACAUAUUUCAGACAUCUGUGAAAAUGGACGACCUCGAAGUAACUCUUGGCAAGGUAACCUGGGAGGCAACAGAAAGAAAAUCAGAGGCAAAAGAUUUAGACCUCGGUCUAACUCAACUGAGCAUCUCCGCAACUGUGCCCAUACCAAUAUUCACUGACAGUGGGGUCUCACCCUCGCUGUGGGGUUUUGCUCCAGUCACCUGCCAUUGUGGUGUCUUGGUUCCGUUUGAAGGGAAUUUUGAUAACAUUCCUUUCUUCUCAUCACCUGGGGGUCCAGCCAUCUCAAAGGGUCACCCUUCCGCUCCCCGGUACCCACACAGCCUGGAAGCAUCAGGGAGAGCUUCCCACGUACCAGAGCAUGGGACUGACUGCUCACGAUCUGAAACCGCCACCCCAGGUCUUCAUGGCUGCCAUCUAAGCAUUCUCUCAGACUAGUGGAAUCAGGCUCCCUUUUAAAUCUCCCUUCCAAGGACAUUUAAAAGGGCAUCCACCUAAACUUGCACUUUAACGGAAUCAUUGUCACUACAGGCAACAUUGUCUGUUCUUAAAUGAUAGCCACAAAUGAUUUUGUGUUUAGAGGGAGUGGGACCGGAAGUUGUAUUUAAAGUCUUGUUAUAAUGAAGUAAACACCACACACUUUGUUUGUUUCUCCACAAUGCAAGCACAAGCAAAACAAAGCUUCCUCAAACCUGUUCUUCCCUGCACGGAAUGAAACACACGCUGGGAACCCUUCUGGACUGACCCUGCCAUCUGGUUUUAAAUCACCCACUAUUUUUUUUAAUCCUACUUAAAUGUAAUCAUCUGUUUCUGCCUGUAGCGGUAGUUAUUAUUCCCAGGAUCUCUGUUGCUUCUUCAUGCCUUAAUACCUAAGCAGUCUGAAUAGCAGGCGUUGUUGGCUAACUUGUCAGAAACUUACGUUAGCUUUUCCAUCAUAUAUCCUGCCCUUUUCAGUCCAGGAAUAAUAACGUUGCCCUGAAAUUUGGACUGUCCACCUGAAUGGUACUGUGUUGUAAAUGUCUCUUCUAAGUUUCCCGAGGAUACCUCCCCAUAGAACGGAUAGAUUCAAAUGAUACCAUUGCAUGGUCUAGAAUGGCAUCAUAGAACUCCAUCCCAAGGAACUAAUCUGGAGAGUUUAUCUAGAGAUGCUUUAAGGCUCAUUGUUGAUAAACUCUUCCUGGAAUGUGACUUAGUUUGUUUUGCAUGAAGUCACGUGGUCCAGUCUCCUUAGCCUGUCUCCUAAAAGUAGGGAUAAAACUGUAAGACAUUCUUCAGAUCUUCCCUUGUGUACAGUUUAGUGUUCU